Entrophospora candida is the source of this 690-nucleotide messenger RNA. Lineage: Eukaryota; Fungi; Glomeromycota; Glomeromycetes; Entrophosporales; Entrophosporaceae. The record is from the annotation of a GenBank genome assembly.
AUGAACAUCUUUUUAAUAUUUUUAAUAUUGCUCAAAUGCUUAUUUUUAGUGGUAAAUUCAGCACCAACUGACCCAAGAUUAGUACAUGCCACUGUUGUGGUUAACAACAAAUUAUAUGUAAUGGGUGGUGUCUUUGAUAGUCUACCAUUAAAAGAAUUUUUUUCUCUUGAUUUGUUACAACCAUUUGAUACAACAACUCCACCAUGGAAGGAUUUAACUGAAACUUCACCAUUGCCAGGAUUAUCAGCAUGGGCUAAAGCUAGUUCCAACACUAAUAAUGAUACAAUAUUUUUGUUUGGUGGUUUUAUGCUUGAUCCUGUAACUGCUGAUUUUAAUUUGAAAAGUGUGGUUUACACCCAUGAUUUUAAAAGCAACCAAUGGUUAGUAAACCCACCUGCUUUUCAAGGAAUGGCACCUGAAGCACGUAGAGAAUUUGCAAGUGUUAGUGAUCCAUUGACUGGAAAAUUAUAUAUUCAUGGUGGAGUACAUGAUCUGAGUAUUCCUACUAGCAUUUAUUUUGACAACUUUUUUAUUCUGGAUGGAAAUAAUUUAUCCUGGAGUCAAAUUGGAAAAACUGGUCCAAAUAUUCCACCUCCUAGGGUUGACCAUGUUGCUGUAUUGAUUGCUAAUGGAGUAAUUGUUUUUAUUGGUGGAUUUGAUUACUCUAUUACUACUAAGUAUACAACUGCA